AUGCCCAAGUAUGCCAAGUUUCUGAAGGAUAUCUUAUCCAACAAAAAGAAACUUGAGGAGCUUUCGCAGGUGACCUUGAAUGAGGAGUGUUCAGUGGUUCUUCAGAACAAAGUACCUAAGAAGAUGAAUGAUCCUGGGAGUUUCACUAUCCCAUGUUUGAUUGGUAGUUUUUCGGUCAGCAAUGCAUUAGCUGAUAUUGGAGCUAGCAUAAACCUCAUGCCAUAUGCGGUUUUUGCUAAGCUAGACUUGGGAGAGCCCAAGCCGACUCCUAUGAGCAUUCAGCAAACCGACCAUUCAGUGAAGUACCCUUGA
Messenger RNA from Helianthus annuus (common sunflower), 312 nucleotides. RefSeq lists its product as uncharacterized. Lineage: Eukaryota; Viridiplantae; Streptophyta; Magnoliopsida; Asterales; Asteraceae. The transcript has a single exon. Bases 1 to 312 code for a protein of 103 amino acids. The record is from RefSeq and is a predicted model, not a curated record.